Molecule: messenger RNA, 1445 nt
Organism: Lotus japonicus
Lineage: Eukaryota; Viridiplantae; Streptophyta; Magnoliopsida; Fabales; Fabaceae
Product: putative F-box/LRR-repeat protein 23
Exons: 2
Coding region: 137-1084 (315 amino acids)
Molecular function (GO): protein binding
Source: RefSeq, a predicted model, not a curated record
GCCUAAUCCGUAUAACUGGGCCUUGUAACAGAACCUCUCGCUCUCAGAACACGAGAAAAUGGAGAAUUUCAGUUUGUGACCGUCACAACGUAACAACCUCUCUCCCUCUUCCUCCUCCUUGCCCUCGAUUCCUCCGAUGGACACACCGUCGUCGUCGAAUUCGAAGGCACUCGCCGAUUCCGGCGAAGAACGAAACUGGCUCGACCUUCCACGUGACGUGGCGUCCACCAUUUUCCUGAAGCUCGGCGCGAUCGAGAUCCUGACCACCGUUCAGCGUGUUUGCUCCGUGUGGCGCAACAUCACCAAGGACCCUACCAUGUGGCGCACCAUCGACAUGCAUAAUUUGGGGGAUUCUCGCUACAAUUUAGACACCAUCUGCCGCCGCGCUAUCGACUACAGCUCCGGCCACUUGCUCGAUAUCAACAUCGAGUAUUUCGGUACCGAUGAUCUCCUUGACUAUAUCACUGAUUCGACAAGUCAUCUACGACGCCUACGUCUUGCAUGUUGUUAUAGCAUAUCAGAUGAAGGAUUAAGUGAAAUUGCAAAAAAGUUUCCUCAGCUGGAGGAACUUGAUAUAUCAAUCAGCAGCUUGUCCAAAGAGCCGCUAGAAGUUAUUGGCCGAAGUUGCCCUCGCUUGAAAACCUUGAAAUUCAACAUGGAAGGGUAUAGACGUCCACACAUAGAGAGUGAUGAGGAGGCAUUUGCUGUUGCAGAAACCAUGCCUGAGUUACGCCAUCUCCAGCUUUUCGGAAACAAGCUGACUAAUGAUGGCUUGCUUGCCAUUCUUGAUGGCUGUCCUCACCUUGAAACUCUCGACUUACGACAAUGUUUCAAUGUUAAUCUCGCAGGAAGUUUGGGGAAGAGAUGUGCUGAACAGAUCAAAGAUUUACGGCUUCCGAAUGAUCCUGCUGAUGACUACCCAUUUGAAGCUGAAAUCGAUUAUGGAUCACUUGAUGAAGACUACCCAUCUGGGUUCUCAGACAUAGCUUUCUUGUCUGAUGACGAUUAUGACUAUUAUGGAUUCUCAGGUGGGAGUGAACUUUCUGAUUAUGAUUAUGAUUAUGAUGAGUAUUAUGCCUUUUGACAAAUUUGAAAUAUUUCAGCACUCGGAAAAUGUGUGCUGUGAUUAGUGAAUAUUAUAGUUGCUGUCUUUGUUUUUUAUCUCUGUAACAUUGGGAUCAAAAGAAAGCCAGGAAACUCCCAUGCAUUUGAUUAAAGUAUCUACGCCUUCUAAAGACACUCAAUGUAGUGAUGCUGUUUUAAUGAAUUUAUUAGGUGGAGUCAGCCUAACCGUCUUUUAUACGGGCAGAAGCUGAUAAUCAUCUGCAAGACUGCAGCCUUGGUCAAGUGCAGUCAUUGUUUACAACUUGUAUUUAUCUUAUAUAUGUGAGAAGCAACUUCUCUGGCUUUAUUGUAGCAAAUCUAUGAUUCUUAACUUUGGUUUU